AGCAGAGUAGACUCUGUCCUGGGACUUGGUGGUGCUACCCUUGGCCUCCCACAGUCCUGCCACCCUGCUGCCGCCACCAUGCUGCCCCCUGGGACUGCGACCCUCUUGACUCUGCUCCUGGCAGCUGGCUCGCUGGGCCAGAAGCCUCAGAGGCCACGCCGGCCCGCAUCCCCCAUCAGCACCAUCCAGCCCAAGGCCAAUUUUGAUGCUCAGCAGUUUGCAGGGACCUGGCUCCUUGUGGCUGUGGGCUCCGCUUGCCGUUUCCUGCAGGAGCAGGGCCACCGGGCCGAGGCCACCACACUGCAUGUGGCUCCCCAGGGCACAGCCAUGGCUGUCAGUACCUUCCGAAAGCUGGAUGGGAUCUGCUGGCAGGUGCGCCAGCUCUAUGGAGACACAGGGGUCCUCGGCCGCUUCCUGCUUCAAGCCCGAGACGCCCGAGGGGCUGUGCACGUGGUUGUCGCUGAGACCGACUACCAGAGUUUCGCUGUCCUGUACCUGGAGCGGGCGGGGCAGCUGUCAGUGAAGCUCUACGCCCGCUCGCUCCCUGUGAGCGACUCGGUCCUGAGUGGGUUUGAGCAGCGGGUCCAGGAGGCCCACCUGACUGAGGACCAGAUCUUCUACUUCCCCAAGUACGGCUUCUGCGAGGCUGCAGACCAGUUCCACGUCCUGGACGAAGUGAGGAGGUGAGGCCGGCACACAGCUCCAGUGCUGAGAAGUCAGUGCCCCGAGAGACGACCCCACCAGUGGGGUGCCCGCUGCCUGUCCUCCGUGAAACCAGCCUCAGAUCAGGGCCCUGCCACCCAGGGCAGGGGAUCUUCUGCCGGCUGCCCCAGAGGACAGUGGGUGGAGUGGUACCUACUUAUUAAAUGUCUCAGACCCCU
Messenger RNA from Homo sapiens (human), 881 nucleotides. It is a transcript of the gene C8G, whose product is annotated as complement C8 gamma chain. The record is from RefSeq and is marked reviewed. The transcript is spliced from 7 exons. Bases 79 to 687 code for a protein of 202 amino acids. Lineage: Eukaryota; Metazoa; Chordata; Mammalia; Primates; Hominidae. Gene Ontology annotation, cellular component: extracellular region; membrane attack complex. Gene Ontology annotation, biological process: transmembrane transport; complement activation.